Sordaria macrospora k-hell is the source of this 534-nucleotide messenger RNA. The record is from RefSeq and is a predicted model, not a curated record. NCBI's taxonomy places the organism in Eukaryota, Fungi, Ascomycota, Sordariomycetes, Sordariales, Sordariaceae.
AUGAGGACGACGCAGAUCGCGCGAAGUUCGAUCGACUUCACGCCGACCGAGCCGCGGUCGAGGAAGAGGGUCCGGGAGGGCCUGACCUGGAGAAGAAGGACGACGGAAGAAGACUGCGCGGAGUUUCGAGGCACGGCUUCGCUGAUGCGGGCUGACGCGUUCAGGGCAUGGCUGACGGCGCAGGGCCAGGCGAAGUCGAGCGUGUCGACCCGCGUGUCUGACGCCCGGCGAGUCGAGUCCCACUACGGCGACCUGGAUGAGGCCUACGAGACGGACAGGUUCGAGGCGAUACUCAAGAAGCUGGAGUAUAGCGCCGCAGACCGCGCCGCCAAUCGUCCCAACCCCAGCGAGCUAUCGAUCGACGGCAAUCUCUACGACAGUCUCGCCAGCUACCGUGCGGCGGUUACCGCCUACCGCCGCUUCGCCGAGGACGGGGCCGCAGAGCUGUCGCAAGCCGACCGAAUCCGGCGCUUCGCGUUGGAGACGGUCAUUGCCCAGCGCGUGUCCGGGGGGAGCCCGAGGCCGAGCUUGUGA